CCACGAGGGGCGUUGGGGUCAAGUGAGAAAAUUUCCCUUGUCAAAAAUUUCCCGCUCCUCCAUCUUUCUUUUGCUUUCUGCACAACGUGGUUUGCCUUUCGUGCUGAAAGAAAAUAUAGUUUUUAGGGAAAAUGGGACGGUACGCGCGUGAACCAGACAAUGCAACUAAAUCCUGCAAGUCGCGUGGAUCGCACCUGCGUGUGCAUUUCAAGAAUACCCACGAAGCGGCUAAUGCCAUCAAGCAUAUGCCUCUGAGACGUGCCCAGCGAUUCCUCAAGAAUGUCGUGGAGAAGAAGGAAUGCGUUCCCUUCCGUCGGUUCAAUGGGGGCGUUGGACGCUGUGCUCAGGCUAAGCAAUGGAAAACGACGCAGGGGCGCUGGCCCAAGAAGUCAGCUGAAUUCCUACUGCAGCUCCUGAGGAACGCUGAAUCCAAUGCUGACUACAAAGGAUUAGAUGUGGACAGGUUGGUGAUUGAUCACAUUCAGGUGAAUCGUGCUCCCUGCCUCAGGCGUCGCACAUACAGAGCCCAUGGUCGUAUCAAUCCCUACAUGUCCUCUCCGUGCCACAUUGAGGUAAUCCUAACGGAGAAGGAGGAAGUUGUGGCCAAGGCGACAGACGAAGAGCCCACAAAGAAGAAGCUGUCCAAGAAGAAGCUCCAACGGCAGAAGGAAAAGAUGAUGAGGAGUGAAUAAGUUAUCCCAAAAUGCAAAAUUGGGAAUCAAUAAAUAUUCAUCAUCUCUUACAAAAA
This is a messenger RNA of Phlebotomus papatasi, 748 nucleotides long. RefSeq names its product 60S ribosomal protein L17 (gene RpL17). Lineage: Eukaryota; Metazoa; Arthropoda; Insecta; Diptera; Psychodidae. The transcript is spliced from 2 exons. The coding region runs from base 132 to 692 and encodes 186 amino acids. Gene Ontology annotation, biological process: cytoplasmic translation. The record is from RefSeq and is a predicted model, not a curated record. Gene Ontology annotation, molecular function: structural constituent of ribosome. Gene Ontology annotation, cellular component: cytosolic large ribosomal subunit; ribosome.